Molecule: messenger RNA, 2172 nt
Organism: Pestalotiopsis fici W106-1
Lineage: Eukaryota; Fungi; Ascomycota; Sordariomycetes; Amphisphaeriales; Sporocadaceae
Exons: 2
Coding region: 1-2172 (723 amino acids)
Molecular function (GO): protein binding
Source: RefSeq, a predicted model, not a curated record
AUGGUGAACAACACCACGACCACGACCCUCCCCGUGCCGGGCUGGACUCCGGCCAAGCGCCUGGUGAAUGACUACGAACCAUCCACGUCUGGCGCCAGUGCAUACUCCGCCGACACGGGGGCUGAGGUCGAAAAGGACUUUUUAGAGCCCGUCCGCCCUACCACAGCCAAUCCCUUCCCUUCACGCACACGGAGCUUCAGCUCGACGGUACACUGGCGACGACGACCCAAGUCAUUGCUCCUCAGCUCAGAGAACGACGACACCCAAACUCCCUCGGUCUUUCCCGAACCCGCAGAAGAGGACACCCGCUCCGAGUCUCAGGAUAGCAAUGGCUCGCUCAAGGGAAAGUUUAGGCGCGCUUCUCUGAGCCUCAUGAAGGGUAUCGUACAUCGCCGGGAUCGCCGAAGUUCAGAGCCGGAAAAGACCCUGGAAUUCACAACACAGCACACACAGCAUCAACAUACGAGAUCUUCUACAGCACAUUCAGCCUGGAACAAGUUGCGGCAGGCCGCCAGCUUCAAACACUCCAAGAUGAUCAAUGGCGGACGAGCUAACGCCUUGGACACCAUCUACUCACCCAUUGAGUCGACAUUCUCUAAUGUGCCCAUUCCUGGCAACGGCCUCCAGCCCCCCAUCAUUCCGUCGCACACUGGCGCCGCAGCUAAAGCCUCGGUCGUGUCCCACAACGAAUACUUGGCCAUGCUACAGCGAGAGGAAUGGCUGGCAGAUCAGGUGCAGAAUGAUCGCGAAAGUGGAAUCGGCAUCUCCAUCAUGAACUCCGAUGAAACUGAAGUGGCCGUGAGAGAGAACACACGCAUUAGCAGAGUCGACUUCAUCUCUCGACUGCCCGCCGAGCUUUCCAUUCGCAUCCUCUCCCACCUCGGUGCCAAUGGCCUGACUGCUGCUGCGCGUGUGUCCAAGAAGUGGUACGACGUUACACAGGACUGGCAGAUCUGGCGACAGAGUUUCCUGCGUGAGAAGACGGCUACAUAUGCAACCGCUGCACCCAUUGAGCCUGGCACAGGUUUUGGCGUCCCUGCUAUCCUUCCCGGAAACGAUUGGCAGAAAAUUUACAAGGCAAAGCAGCAGCUGGAGCAACGUUGGAACCAAGGCACCUCAUUCCGUUCUGUCUACUUGAACGGCCACCUUGACAGUAUUUACUGCCUUCAGUUUGAUGAAUCCAAGAUCAUCACUGGCUCAAGGGACAAGACCAUUCGAAUUUGGGACAUGCACACCUUCCAGUGUCGGCUCGUUAUUGGACCUCCCGAGGUCGUCAAUGACACUUCAGUACUGUUCGAUGCCAACGGCCGCCCUCUACACUAUGUGUCAGCACCAGAUAGGGCGCGCAACCACGAGUCGGUCCCAGCUGUCGUCUCUUUCCAACUCCAUCACAAGGCUUCUAUCUUGUGUCUCCAGUACGAUGAGAAUAUUCUCGUGACUGGUUCCUCAGAUGGCUCGUGCAUCAUUUAUAACGUCAAAUCUGGCUAUCGCCCCAUCCGGCGCCUGGAACACCACACUGCCGCCGUUCUGGAUCUUGCCUUUGACGACAAGCACAUUGUCACGUGCUCCAAAGAUAUCAGCAUCUGUGUCUGGGACCGAGCGACUGGCGCUAUGCUUAAGCAGCUCAAGGGUCACACUGGUCCCGUCAACGCUGUUCAGCUGCGUGGCAACAGUAUUGUGUCCUGCUCUGGCGACUUCAAAGUUAAGCUGUGGAACAUUGACAGUGGCAAAGUCGUUCGCGAAUUCGAGGGCCACACCAAGGGUCUUGCCUGCAGCCAGUUCUCCGAGGAUGGCCGAUACAUUGCAUCUGCUGGUAGCGACAAGAUGAUCCGUAUUUGGGACGCGAGAACGGGCGAGUGCAUUAGGGAGAUGCAGGCACAUGACAGCCUGGUCCGCAGUUUGCACAUUGACAGUGUCAGCGGACGUCUAAUCAGUGGAAGCUACGAUACCGAUAUCAAGGUUUUCGACAUGGCUACGGGCGACCAACUUCUCGAUUUCCCCCGAUGGCACGCAAGCUGGGUGUUGAGUGCCAAGAGUGAUUACAGACGCAUUGUCAGCACCGGACAAGACCCCAAGAUCCUUAUCAUGGAUUUUGGCCACGGCGUCCAGAAUAUUGGAAUGCUCGAACGCACGCCCACGGCUGAUGUGGCACGCGAUGCUGGAUUCAUCUAG